UCCGGGCCGCCAGGGGGCGCCGCAGCACCGCGGCCCCAUCUCGCCCCCAAGCCGCCGCGACAACAGCGCGGCCUGGCUGGGCCGGCCGUCGGCGACAUGGGCAAGAAGCACAAGAAGCACAAGUCGGACAAGCACCCCUACGAGGAAUAUGUAGAAAAGCCCCUGAAGCUGGUGCUGAAAGUUGGAGGAAGUGAAGUUGCCGAGCUGUCUACUGGAAACACAGGGCUUGAUUCAAGCCUAUACGAUGACAAAUCCGAGCAUGAGAAGCACAAAGACAGAAAACGGAAAAAGAGGAAGAAAGGAGAGAAACAAGUUCCUGGAGAAGAAAAGGAGAAAAGAAAGAGAAAAGUUAAGGACGAUAAAAAGAAACGCGAUCGAGACCACCCAGACAGCGAUGGAGAGCAGGAACUGAAAUGUCAGACCCCUAUCAGGUUGGAAUUGCCACCAGAGAAACCAUUGACAAGUACUUUAUCAAAACAGGAAGAGGUAGAGCAGACACCACUUCAGGAAGCUCUGAAUCAACUCAUGAGACAGCUGCAGAGAAAGGAUCCAAGUUCUUUCUUUUCAUUUCCUGUGACUGACUUUAUUGCUCCUGGCUAUUCCAUGAUCAUUAAAAAUCCGAUGGAUUUUAGUACAAUGAAAGAGAAGAUCAAGAACAAUGGGUACCAGUCCAUAGAAGAAUUAAAGGAAAACUUCAAACUGAUGUGUACUAAUGCAAUGACGUACAACAAACCAGACACCAUUUACUACAAAGCUGCAAAAAAACUGCUGCACUCAGGGAUGAAGAUACUUAGCCAGGAGAGGAUUCAGAGCCUGAAACAAAGUAUAGAAUUCAUGGCUGAUCUGCAGAAGACAAGGAAACAGAAAGACAAGAUGGAACAGCAACUAACUGGAGAAGAUGAAAAUGGUUCUGGGAAAGACAAAGGAGAAUCUGUGGAUGGUGAUACCAAAGCAUUCAAAACACCCAACAAAGAACACAAAAAGAAAGACAAAGAUCUACUUGAAGACAAAUUAAGAAACAAUAGCUUGGAAAGGGAACAAGAGCAGAUUGAUCGCAUUGUUAGAGAAUCUGGAGGAAAGCUAACAAGACGACUUGCAAACAGCCAGUGUGAAUUUGAAAGAAGAAAGCCAGAUGGUACAACAACUCUGGGCCUUCUUAAUCCAGUCGACCUUACUGCAGGAGAACCAGGUUACUGCCCUGUAAAGCUGGGUAUGACAGCAGGGAGACUUCAGUCAGGAGUUAAUACAUUACAAGGGUUCAAAGAAGAUAAAAGAAACAAGGUUACUCCAGUGACAUACUUGAAUUAUGGACCUUAUAGUUCCUAUGCUCCGACAUAUGAUUCUACAUUUGCCAACAUCAGCAAAGAAGAUUCUGACUUAAUCUAUUCAACGUAUGGGGAAGACUCUAAUCAAGGAUCUUUCAGUAUUCAUGAAUUUUUGAUGAAAUCACAAGAUUAUCCUUUCCUAAUGGCUGAUAGUUUGCUUGAUGCUCUAACUAAAGGAGGACACUCUAGAUCUCUCAGAGAACUUGAAGCGCCCCUGGAAGAAACUGAAGGCCCACAUGAAAGGAGUGAUGCAAUAAAAGAUGUAAAGAUUAUGGAAAUUGACAUUGCAACAAGGUUGGACUCUGCUAAUAAUGACAGACUCACAGCACUAAAAGCUGUUACAAACUUUGGCAUGCCUGUAGAAGAGUUUGAUUCUGAGGAGGCUGAAAUUUUCCAGAGGAAACUUGAUGAAACAACAAAGCUUCUGAGAGAACUUCAGGAUGCUCAAAAUGAACGACUAAGUACGAAACCACCCCCGAACAUGAUUUGUCUUCUGGGUCCAUCUUACAGAGAGAUGCACUUAGCGGAGAGAGUAACCAAUAAUCUGAAAGAACUGGCACAACGAGUGACUCCAGGUGACAUCGUUAGUACAUAUGGAAUCCGGAAAGCAAUGGGAAUUUCGAUUCCUUUACCUGAUACAGAAGACAGCGGGGUAGAUUUAACAGAUGAGUUUGAAGAACCUAAAAAGACUGUCACCAUCACUGAAAAUGAAUGUGGGCCAGUUAAAGUCUGAAGCUUCAGUUAAGUUUACAGGUGUUUGUUUGAUUCUUUUUAAGAACCAGAUAAACAUUCUUCAGGUGCAUUCACAGAGCAUGUGUAUAUUGUGUGUUAAAGAAACUACUUUUGUUUAUUAAAUUUUGGAACUGAAAUUUGAGUUGUGUUAAGAGUUUUUUCUGCUACUUAAAUGCAUUUAAUUAUUCUUUUGUUAUUUAUUUUAAAGGACUUCAGCAUUUAAGUUUUCCUUCCAUUAUUAUAUGCCUGGAAAAGUCAAACACUAAAUGAAAAUGGAGCUAUGUAUGGGGAAAGGACUCAACCACAAGUCUCCAAAAGCACUGCUUUAACUGUAGUUAAACUUGGUUGGGGCAAAAACCAUUAGUAUCUGAACGUACAAGUUUCCCUUUUUAAAAUAACCAUGCAACUCUUAUGAUCAUGAGGGACAGGAAAAAAACAACACUGAAUGACACUGAUGUAACCUGAUAAAUUAACAAAAGAUCACCUUUGUAAGACUUUCAGCAUAGAUUAAUUUCCUCAUAGAUGAGCAGCAACAUCCAUUCACAGUAUUCUAAAAGUUGAAAGCUUUAAAAUACAUCAUGACAACAAUAAGGUGAGACUAACAAACCCAUGGGCUGCCAGUAAGUAAGAAUUCCACAUUAAUGUAGCAGUAUUAACUCAGGUUGAGAUGUGCAUGUAGAACUUGAAGGUAUUACUAAACACCAUCUGAAUAAUUAUUUUAAGCUUGCUUAUCAGAAAGAAGAGCAUAUUUAGGAAACUAAGCGUCAAUUAAAAGAUGAUUCCCUUGUCACCAAAAUUGCUUAUAGUGUUAGUCUGUUUUGUCCACAUUCAGGCAGAGAGGAAUUGAAGCACGGUGGCAGUAUUACGCAGAGCCAGAGAGUCCUGAACAAGAAUUCUUCCUAUGGUCUAGUCAAUUACUUUCACACACUUGUCCAGUGCUAUACCGUUUUACCACAGACAUCAUUACCUAUUUUUAAAUAUUGCUUCUUUUUACCCCAUAGUAUUUAUUUAUUUUAAGGUUCCAGCGUUACCUUGGAGUGUUAACAGCAAUGACAUGCAGUAGUUCAUCUCCAUCUGAUUAGCAAUUUAGAAUGUUUGUAGUGGCAUGGAACUGAAAUGAAGAGGUAACUUAAAGACAAAACAGAAUAAUGAAUUCCACUCUUCAUUCCUAGUCUUAUUGCCAACAUCUCCUUUAUACUUCCUUUCCUCUUCCUCCUCCUCUCUAAAAAGGAGCUGCAGAGGUGUUUAAUUCCAUUUUUAAUUUUUCAGUUCUUAAAACUCAUUCCAAAAAAUUUGAACUGUCAGCCUGAAUACUUCUCUAGUAGUUUCAGUUAUCAAAUCAUCACAGAUUAGUUUUUUGUUUUCUUUAAAUAAAAUAUUAACUGUUGUGUUUUUUUCCCCACAGUAGCGGCUAGUUGUAGCUGAUUGCUUUGAAACACUUCAGGGAUGGAAUUUUUCAAUUAAUAUUUAACUCAUUUUCAUAGUACAAGAGAAGGCAAGAUGCAAAACAUUAUUGGUUCAGUCUAUAGCAUCUCAUUUCCCAUCACUUAUCUUUCAUAUAGUGCAGUAGAAGGCCACAGAUGACAGAAAACAGAGCAUGGAAAUUUUUCUUUAGCAAGUAUAUCACGCUAUGUAUUUUCUACUUAGAUAAAUUCUCAAAAAUAUGAGUAUCAAAUUUACUUUGUAAGUAAAAACAAUCUCAUUAACUCUAUAGAGAUAUAUAAGAUAUAUCAUGCCUCCUGUUUAUGGAGAAACUUCAUCAAAAUAAUUACAAAAAACAAACAAGUUUCAGGAAGUUCUUUAUUUAAUGGUAAAAAGAAAAGUUUGUUCUUUAAAAUAGAUUGCUAAUUCAAAACACGUUAUUAGCUCUUCAAAUUAGAUUCAAUGCCAUUUUUACAGUUCAAAAAAACCACAAUAAUGCUGUAAAGAUUUUCAAACAAGAUUACUUCUUCAAUCUUAAGUUUCACAGUUCUCAAGAAACGGCUGCUAAAAACAAUUAAAGACAGUUGCCACUUAAAUUGAACUUAUUCUCUGGUUGAAUAUAGCUUUCUUAGUAUACACUUCCAGUUCUGCUAAGUUAAAGUCAUUCUCAGAUAUAACCCCUUUUUCUUUACGUGUGUUUUCCAACUUUCUCCAUUACAUAAGCUAAAAUUCAGUAAGCAGUGUAAGUACACAAUGUCCUUUUAAAACCAUGACGAAAAGAAAACAAACAAACUACUCAUUCCAGUUCAAAAGCUACAGCUUUUUAUACAACUUCUGUAAAUGAGGUUAAGUUUAAGUUAUGCCCAAGCAAGUUACUAGCCUGAUAGGCAAUAUAAUGUAAACAAAAGCAUUUCAAAAUGCUGUUACAGACAGCCAAUUUUUUCAUAGAUAACUUACACCUACAUUCUACUAG
Molecule: messenger RNA, 4452 nt
Organism: Cygnus atratus (black swan)
Lineage: Eukaryota; Metazoa; Chordata; Aves; Anseriformes; Anatidae
Gene: BRD7
Product: bromodomain containing 7
Exons: 17
Coding region: 97-2058 (653 amino acids)
Biological process (GO): regulation of transcription by RNA polymerase II
Cellular component (GO): nucleus
Source: RefSeq, a predicted model, not a curated record